Nerophis ophidion (straightnose pipefish) is the source of this 2684-nucleotide messenger RNA. It is a transcript of the gene apeh2, whose product is annotated as S9 family peptidase. The record is from RefSeq and is a predicted model, not a curated record. Gene Ontology annotation, molecular function: serine-type endopeptidase activity. Bases 247 to 2460 code for a protein of 737 amino acids. Gene Ontology annotation, biological process: proteolysis. NCBI's taxonomy places the organism in Eukaryota, Metazoa, Chordata, Actinopteri, Syngnathiformes, Syngnathidae. The transcript is spliced from 20 exons.
CCCCUGUGGAAGCAGCAGAGUGGUAUGUUCCACUCGUCACGUCAACAUGGAGGCCCUGCAAACACUUUAAACAACAUGGAAGUCGACAACUGAUCAAGUAACACUUUCAAACUCAACUUUCUUGAUUUUAUUCCUGUACUUUGUCGCCUGCAGCAGCUGACUUAAAAAAAUUAGACGCCGCCAUUGUCGUUUUUAUACUCUUUUAAAUAUCGUUAUUGUUGUUAUCACCUGCGGUAGUGUUUGCAGAUGGAACCAAGAUACGUGACACGCAUUCACCAAGAGGUCAGUUCUUUCCCGGCACCUUUUUCUGCCGACGUGAGGGAAAAGCAACACGCGGGCUUGAACGUAGUGACGGUGACCGCAGGAUGGAGACAGGCGGAUGCUGUGAGAGGAUCCAGACUUGGCUUCUCACAACAGUGGACUCUCAUCCUGGACUCCGAGGACCGGAAGACCAUUGGGACAGUCCUCCCACCUGGACCGCCUGGACCACAGUCUGCAGAAGUUCUGAGUGGAGCGUCCCCUAGUGGUGCAGUGAGGGCGCUGGUUGCAGACACAGGUGGUCAGCAGCUGAUGGAGAUCUGGGACCAUCAUGGACUCCGGAAGUGUCUCAACUUGACCGCCCUCAACAAACAUGGCGCCGUCUACGAUGACAGUCAGUUUGGAGUUCUUUCCUGGUCUCAGUGUGAGAGCAAGAUUCUCUACGUGGCCGAGAAACUGAGGACAACAAAUGUUGAUGAUCAGUCUGCAUGGGGGACGGUAGAACACACACACACACACACACACACACACACACACACACACACACACACACACACACACACACACUCGCAGGUACAAAAAAAGGACAUGUGGUGUGUCCACAAACAGGAGCGGAGUGUGUACCUUGAAGACUGGGGCGAGGCUCUGACCACCAGGAGCACGCCCGUCAUGUGUGUGCUGGACCUGCACAGUGGAGCGCUGGACGUGUUGCAGGGCGUCCCCGCCGACGUCUCACCUGGACAGGCUUGCUGGGCCCCAGGAGGUCAGCGUGUGUUUUUUGUGGGCUGGUACCAUGAACCCUUCAGACUGGGACUCAAGUUCUGCUCCAAUCGCAGGUCAGCAUUGUUCCAGCUCAGCAUGGACGGCAACUGUGAGCGUUUGACGGGGCACCAGCAGUCCGUGUCCUGUCCCAGGCUGAGUCCAGACGGGUCCACGCUGGUCUACUUGCAGGGUCAGGUUUUUGGACCGCACCACCAGUGCCUGAGUCUGCAGCAGCUGGACUUGGCCAGCCUGAAGUGGUCCACACUGGUAGAUGUCGUAAAUCGGCCACCACCUGGUGGGUUUGCUGGUAUUUAUGAAGUUCUGCCGUCCUGCUGUUGGUCAGCUGACAGUCACAUAGUCGUCUUCAGCAGUGCCUGUCACAACCGCAAGGACGUCUUCAUGGUGGACAGAAGAACCAAGAAGGUGACCCGCCUCUCUGGCCUCUCUGACACCUCCCACCUCUACGGCAGCUGGAAACUUCUGACCGUUCAGAGAGACUUGAUGGUGGUUUGCUGCUCCAGCCCCAACACACCCCCUGCUCUGCUGCUCGGUUUCCUCCCUUCAUCAGGUGAGCAUGUGGUGUCCUGGCGCCCCCUUCAGGAGCCCAUCACCACCUUUGACUUCCAGUGGAGUCUUCUAGAAGUGGAACCUCCGGCAGAAGAGUGCAACUCAAACUACCCCGACUUGAAGUUCGGAGCGGUCCUCGUCAAACCCCACGGAAGUCCCCUCUGCGGCACCAAGACCCCACUUGUGGUCUUCAUCCACGGUGGCCCACACUCGCAGUUUGCAGCGGAGUGGAACGUCACCACGGCCGGCCUGGUCUCGCUGGGCUUUGCUGUGCUGAUGGUCAACUACCGCGGCUCCACGGGCUUUGGGCAGGACAGUAUUUCAUCCCUCGUUGGACACAUUGGGCAACAAGACGUCAAAGACGUACAGAGGGCCGUGCUCACCGCGUUGCACAGCGACACCACCCUGGACGGCGAGCGCGUGGCCGCCGUGGGAGGUUCCCACGGAGGCUUCCUGUCGUGCCACCUGGUGGCGCAGUACCCGGACUUCUACAGAGCGUGUGCGGCCAGGAACCCCGUCAUCAAUGCCGCCACCUUGCUGGGCACCAGCGACAUCGUAGACUGGCGCUACACCAGCGUGGGCUUGCAGUAUUCCUACCAGCACACGCCCACUGCUGAGGCGCUGGCGGCCAUGUUGGAGAGGUCCCCCAUCGUGCACGCUGCGCAGAUCAAGGCCCCUGUGCUCCUCAUGCUGGGCGCCAGAGACCGGCGGGUGUCUCCUCACCAAGGACUGGAGCUCUACAAGGCCCUCAAGAGCAGAGCGUCGCCUGUCAGGUUGUUGUGGUUUGCAGAGGAGGGGCACGCUUUGUCCAGAGUGGACACUCAGGCUCAGUGCUUCCUCAACGUGGUGCUGUGGCUGCACCAACACCUUUAAACAACCCCGGUAACCUUGUAGUACUACUUGUCGUCAUCCUCAACAUCUCCAGCAGGGGGCAGCCUCCAUCUAGCAUAGCAGUUUUGACACUUAAAACCAUGAAUUGUUUAUAUUUCAUGCUCACUAAAUAACAACUGCUGUGUUUGUACUUACUGGCGACACAAUACACACCAAAUACAAUCAUCAAAUUGAUAGAAUAAAGUUUUUAUAAUGUUAUGAGAAUA